Molecule: messenger RNA, 225 nt
Organism: Aspergillus nomiae NRRL 13137
Lineage: Eukaryota; Fungi; Ascomycota; Eurotiomycetes; Eurotiales; Aspergillaceae
Exons: 2
Coding region: 1-225 (74 amino acids)
Source: RefSeq, a predicted model, not a curated record
AUGGCCGGACUCAACAGGCCGCGGAGCAUGUCCUUCCUGCUUAGCUCUCUUUCCAGUAUUCCAAAUACUCUCGAGGAUUAUAAUUUCCCACCAAAACUUGCGUGCUCCUGUGUGAAGAUGUCUGUGAUAGUAGGAAAAGAGGGAAAGGGAGACGAAUAUAUAAAGAAGUAUCUUGCUCAAAUCUUCUCAUCAACUAAAUCAGCUUUCCUUCCAUCCCCACCCUAG